AGUGUUACAUUAAUAAUCGACAUGUAUUCAUUAAAAGUUAAAUUAAUAAUGAUAACUAUUGGAAUUUUUAUAGUUUUUGAUGAUACCUAUGCUAGUCCUCGUAUUGCAGGAUGUAUAAAUGUGCUAAUCGAUGAAGGAUACUUUUCCAAAGAAGAUGGUAUUGCAAAUUAUGUUAAUUUGUUUUCUAAGUUUGUCAAUAAAUAUCAUAGAGCUAUAGAACGAUUUGACGAAUUGGUUUUAAAUUCUUUUUCUGAUCAACCAGAAGAAGAUAUUAAUUUUCUUGAUCAAUUAUACAUGCGUGAAAUGAUACCAGAAAUAAAUAAAAUUGAAAUGGAUAACGCAGAUAUUUGGUGUACAUCUCAUGCAGUUGAAGCUAAAAGCAGUAAGAAAGACGGUGAACCACAAGAAGGCAAUCCUGUAGAAUCAUGUAAAGAAGAACUAAAAACGAGAGGAUUCAUUUAUACGCAUGGUAUAACUAAUUACGCUUUUCAUAUGAAACAACCUUCUUUAUUACCAUAUUUUACUACUGAUCUUAAGAAGGAGCCUAAAACAUCUAAUGACUGGUGUACGAAAUAUUCAAAAAAUGGUUAUAUAAAUGGAUAUUCUGUUGAAGCAAGAAAAAAAUUACAAACCUUGUUUUGAGUGUGUGUUGGAAUAUUAAAAGUUCAUGGAUUUAGAAAAGAGAAUACAGGACAAGAUAAUUAUAAUUUUUUGAUGACUGAAACCCGAUAUAUAGAUAAAUAUACCAAGUAUAUUGUUGACGCGUCUAAAUUAUUGAAAGUCAGUCCUUUAAUUAUUGGCCCAUCUAAAUGGUGUUUAGAAAGAUGUUUGAAACAAUUGCCUAAAGAAGCGGACGCUAAAUGGGCACAAUCGACAUGCAAAACGGAAAUUAAUAAAUCGCUUAAAGAAAUUAAUACACCAGAUAAUGACAUAUACGUUUAAUAAGAUAAGAUUUUUUUAAAACUGUUUGUUAUCAAUAUAAUGUAUAAUUUUAUUCAUAUUAAGUUUCUUUAAUUUGUCUUUUAUAGUUUCAUGGUUAAUUUUAAAAUUAAGUGCACUGUUAUAAAUAGUUGGAAUGAUUUACCUAUAGUAACAUCCUAUAAAAUAAACUGAUCUAAUUAUAUUGGAAUAAACUCGGUAUAAGUAUACUAAUAC
Molecule: messenger RNA, 1155 nt
Organism: Acyrthosiphon pisum (pea aphid)
Lineage: Eukaryota; Metazoa; Arthropoda; Insecta; Hemiptera; Aphididae
Source: RefSeq, marked predicted